Molecule: messenger RNA, 4272 nt
Organism: Tuber melanosporum (Perigord truffle)
Lineage: Eukaryota; Fungi; Ascomycota; Pezizomycetes; Pezizales; Tuberaceae
Exons: 7
Coding region: 87-1181 (364 amino acids)
Source: RefSeq, a predicted model, not a curated record
GGGACCCACCGAUCGAGAAAUCUACAUUUCCCAACGGUACACUAUUUACAGUAAGCUACCCUACGGUACGCGUCUUGAUGGAAAUCAUGUUUUCACCACUCCUCCUAUCCGCAUUUCUCUUGUACAACCCGGUCCGUGGUGUACUAGUACCACGGAGUGUUGAGCCAACACCUACAAAACCAUCACUAGUCACGCUUGUAGUGGAGAUCACUCCAGCUCCGGCGAUGCCACCCGUCGCGGCCGAAUUACUUCGUCGGGGUUCGAAUCCUGCAAUAAUCCCCAAGGAUGAUUCGGAUUUGAUGAGACGUCAAGCCUGUGGUGCCUAUUAUGUUACUUGUGGGAGUGGGAGUUGCUGUUAUCUUGGCCAGGAAUGUUAUAAGAAUUCCGCUGGGGGAGAUAGUUGUCGAUAUCCCGAUGUGAUGGACUAUUCGUCACUCCUAGCAUCAUUAACGGCGAUUUAUGGAGGGAAUUCGUUCGGUUAUGAUGCCGGGGUAUACUCCAGUAUUUACUCUUCAUAUCUGGAUCUUCUCACGGGAGCAUAUUCUUUACCCGGCGCGAGUAACCCGACCAUGGGGCAUAACCUACCUGUUAGCACCGCCAGAACCGGGUCAUCAAACUCCAAUUCCGGCUCCGCUAGUAGCUCCAGUUCAAGUAGCACCGGCUCUAGCACUAAUGAAAAGAAGUCCAACACGGGCAUGAUUGUUGGGAUAGCUGUGGGCUCAGCAGUAGGUUUGGCCAUCAUAGGGGCCAUAGUCUGGUACUGCCGCCGGAAGAAUCGUGUGCCAACUCCGGUUUCUUAUCCUGUGGGCAUGGCGCAAGGAGGUACUACACCGUUCCAACAAUACCCACAGUCACAGCAGGUGUACGCUGCUCAGGCUUCUCAGGUCGAUAUAAAGCCUCCACAAGUGUACCAGUUCCAGCAGCAACCAUUCGUAACAGAGAUUAGCGGGACAGGAAUUGCACCGCAAUACCAGGUGCCUCCAGGGAACGCGUUUUAUGCUGUGCAGAGUACAGGGUAUCAAGGGCCUGUGUCUCCGCCAUCGCAAUCACUCGCUCAGGAGAUGAGUAGUGAUACACAAUUAUACCCGCCCCAACCCCACCAACAGCAACCGCCAUAUGGUCUUCCGAGCAAUGGGACGCAGGGACCACCUGCUGAGAUGGAUUCGGGGCAACGGGGAUAGUGUGAAUUGUGGGUUGGAUAAGAACCCGUACAUUUCCUGCGGAGUUGUUUGACACUUUGAUUUUUGAGAUUGGGUAUUAGUGGCGCUGGGUUUUUGUCUUCCCUUGGUUAUUCUAGAGGGGAAGGGGAACUGUGGAUUAUGUCGAGGUUCUUGAUAUCUAUGUAUCUGGAUUCAUUUGGCUUAGGUUCUGUUUGAGCUUUGAAUUAUGCUGUUUGACACCUGACGAGUGCAGAAGUAGUGUGAGUGAUAAUUAGGGGUGGGGGGGCGGUGUCUUGGUCAGAGCUGGUGAUUUUUGGCUGGGUAUGUCCCAUUUGACCUUUAUGAUGCUAUAAUAGGAUAGGCUCGAGCUGGAGCUUGGGUUGGAGUUGAUGUCAAUUCUUCAGAGUUAUGUCAGUUGCUUACUCGUGCAUGUCUCGGCAGUUGCGGAUCAUGGUUGUGCUUUCGGGUCUCAAGGCUAUUUCUCAGCACGCCAACAAUCUCCUCUGGCACCGGGACAUGUGAAUUACCGCAAGUUCGCUUGUUCGGCAUCUUUGUUUCCACCUGCGCAUUACACCGUGCCUUACUAGCAUCGCCUCUCCCUUAGUAGGAACACAAACCAUUCCUCCCCUUCCUUCCAUCCUCCAAUCUCGUUUUUUAGACCGAGAUUUUAGCCCCUGGGUCUCCAGACUCGCAUACCAAUCCUUAAGUAUUCAGCCGGGUGUGAUAGCUGGCAGCGCACCGGCAAAUUCUGGGAAGUGAUAUAGAGCUGAAGUCCAGACAACUCACGAUAAUAUCCUAACCUAUCCACUCGAGUGGAAGUUGGCGGCUUGCCCUCAUUCUCACCCUUUCUUUCCCAGGCCCUUCCACCCUUACUGUCAGUUUGCUGUCGGGGCUGCUGGCGUAUUAUCUUACCCGUAUUGGAAACAUGCAAUUGCAAGUGUUUGAUCAUUGUGGAUCACUCGGGGUACCCCGCUAUUCUGGGAGGUGGAGCAGAUCUGGAGAACAGUCAACUAGACAGGCGCAGUGCAGAGAUUGUCCUAUUCCCAGGUACCUCUCCCUGUUCCCAACAUGAACUGUGGGGCGAUUUCACCCGUUGUAUGCACUUCUAUUCUUUCGAUGACGAUGUCUGGUGACUGGCGUCCUUGUUACCGGUAAUAUGAUAUAGUGAAUGCGAGGGUGUUGCUCUUGAGUUCUGUCAAGCAGAUCUAUUGGAUGUUCCGUGAAGCCGCCCUGUCUUAAAUGCUGGAUGAAUCACGUGAUGCUCGAUAAGGCAGCUCUUUAUUUUUUCCUUUUUUUCUGCUUCCCCCCCCUCCCUACUCGAAUACUCAAGUAUUGCGUAGUUAUUAACUUUAUGUUUUUUUGCUGCUGAUAAUUGCCCAACUUGCGGGGCUGCGAGACGCCAAGGACUUAAUUCUGUCCUGCCGCCAGCAAGACCCUGCACAACUUGAUAUGUAUGAUACUCUAUUUGGUAUCUGCUGAGCCAGGAGAGAUCAACAUGGAGAACAUGAUACAAUGUCCAGUGCAAGGUAGCCACGCACCCUCUCGAGGAUUCUGUAUCCAUUGCUGCCACGGAACUGGAACUCCAGCCGCAACAGCUAAUCGGCUUUUAACGUGCCAUCCGAUACGUCAAUUUUUGGGAGAAAAGCGUUCACACAGCAGCACAUUGACCAUGAGAAGGACUUUCCUCCCUUUCACCAUUUUGAACUGUUGAUAUUCUUUGGUCGCCCUUGCACUAUCGGACGACCACUACUCGGACCCACUGAACCCUGAUCGAAUGGCUCCACUAUCUGCACGGGACAUUGCUCAUUCACCAAAGCAUAUUAAAAUUAUCUUUGGCAUUUUUACUGCUGCUUUAGCCUUACUGGUGAUGCUUGGGGCUUAUUUCUGUUGGAGGUAUUGGCCAUUUGGGAAAUUGCCGAGGAUUAUGGUUGCUACUGGAGGACGACAUGAACGCUGCAGAGGCUACAAUGAAGCUGGGGAUAUCGAAAGCAACUCGGGAUCCUCUGUCGGCCCUGAAACAGAUAUAGCGCAAUCACCCUUGGCUUCUCCGUCGGCAUUUGGAGGGAAUGGGGAGAAGGAGUUGAUGGAGCCCGAACCUGAUACUGCCAACUACCCUCAUCCUGCUGACGCGGAAACUCGCGAUGCAUCAUCUGAGGUUGGCGAACUAUCGCGAGCGGCCCGCGUUUUACAAUUUGUUAGAAGGCCUUCUUACUUCUUCCCCUCGCCGGCGCCUGAGAUCGCAUGUAUGGUCCCACGGGAGGGGGAUGGAUCUGAUGCCCCACCGCGCACAGCUCCACCAACUCUAACCCUCACCCUUCCUCCUUCGACCAUUAACUGGGGAACGUACGAUGCAUCGCCGGUAAUUUGUGCUAGUCCGGCUACUACGAUACCAUUCACCCCGUACUCUGAACAGCCCAGCUGUGCGGAGACAGAUGUUACCGUCGCGAACUUUGAGCAAGAACUCGCCAAGAACUCUCGACAUAAUGGCCCAGGGGAGAGGCGGAAACGACUGUCCGUCCAGAGCCAGAAUAGCGGUCUCAGUCUGAUCAGUGGGGAUAGCGCUAGGGUUAGCUUGGCACAAGUUGCGACGAAACCGAAGUCGAAACCCAGGAUUAGAGUUAUUGGUGGGAUGUAGGGGUGCACUGCCUCCGUCGCUGGCCAUCCCUUUAUUUUUACCCAUUGCUGCAGGCCAGCUAUAUUUUUUCCAAUUACGGUACAGUGAGCUCAGUCAAGGAUUUAUGAGUGCUGCUACAUUUGUAGAAUGGGUUCUUUCCAUCGAGCUGUGCUCACGAUGGUCUUCAAGUCCUGGAGCUGAUACCCCUCCGCCCUGACAUAACUGACGGGGCUACCAAUCGACAUCUGCGACACGAUACAACUAUCGCACUGGAUUCACUAUAUAUUUCCAUACUACAUAUGAUACUUAUCUCACUUUCGUUUCAUGUACCUACCUAUUUUGGUUUUGACUAUUUUUCUUCUUUAUUUUCAUUCAUUCAUUCCUUUGGAGUUGGGGAAUGGCGUUGGUUGGCUGGUUUGGCUGGUUUCUCACAUGGUUUACGACUCACGCUAUAAUGUAGUAUUUGAUGGUACGAUAAUCUAUAAAUCAUGGUGUCCA